Molecule: messenger RNA, 8071 nt
Organism: Argiope bruennichi
Lineage: Eukaryota; Metazoa; Arthropoda; Arachnida; Araneae; Araneidae
Product: neuroligin-4, X-linked-like
Exons: 12
Coding region: 69-2390 (773 amino acids)
Cellular component (GO): septate junction; cell surface; tricellular tight junction
Source: RefSeq, a predicted model, not a curated record
UCAUGGUUCAGUGAAUAUCAAAACAGAAACGGUUUUUUUUUUGUCAUGUGAAACAGUUCUGCCUUAAAAUGACAUAUAUUUUGAGAUGGAACGCUAUGUUGUUGUCAGCAUCAGUAUUAUUGAUAUUUUUGAUUUUAAAAACUCAUUGUCAAGUUUUAAGGAAACCUUAUCCUGAUGUUUUCAGAGACAGCGUUAGAGGUCGACAAUAUCCCAAUGAAUACUAUGACAGAUAUUCUCCCAAUAUUCGUUACCACGCCUGGGAUAGCUCUUCAUCCGUCCCCAUUGGUUUUAAUUCAAUCUAUAGCGAUUCUAGAUGCUUAAAGAAUAGAGCUCAGCAGAUUAAUGACGACAGCUCAGUUUCAGUUUCUCUAAGAGUAGGAGAUGUUGUUGGUACUUAUGUAUAUCUCUGUGACGGUCCUGGUGUAUCGGAAUUUGAUAGACCUGAUAACCGAUUAAACCAGCCUCCUAAAAUUUAUAAGAAUAUUACUAUAUUCUUAGGCAUUCCAUAUGCUCUUCCUCCUACACCAGAAGAUGACCGGAGGUUUAGACCACCUCAAGUACAACCUCACUUUGCAUCUAAACGCACAGUACAGUAUCGCAGUUCUUGCCCACAACAACCUGUAUAUACUGGAAUAAAAACUGGUAUCACAGAUACUGAUGAAAAUUGUUUAUAUUUGAAUGUUUUUUCACCUUCAGUUACAUCAAAUGAAAAAUAUGCUGUCAUGGUUUAUAUUCAUGGAGGUGACUGGGACCAUGGUAGUGCUAAUACUUUUCCUGCACAGAUGUUUGCAGCAUCACAAGAAGUAGUUGUUGUCACUUUUAACUAUCGUCUAGGACCACUAGGAUUUUAUGGAACUGGAGAAAAUUCAUCUGCUGGUAAUUUUGGCUUAUUGGAUCAGGCAUUGGCCAUUGAAUGGGUUUAUGACAAUAUCGAAGCUUUUAAAGGAGAUAAUGAGAGAAUUACUCUCUUUGGACCUGGAGUUGGUGCUGCAAGUGCUGGUAUUCAUGCAUUUUCUCUUAGACUUGGAAAAAAGAUUCGACGUGUUAUAGCUCAGAGUGGUUCAGCUGUUGCUGAUUGGGCAGUAACUAGAAGUAAUUAUACUGUUGUUCAUCAAAGUAAGGAAUAUGCUUCAUUGUAUAAUUGCAAUUUCCAGUCAUCUUAUCGAACAGUGACAUGUCUGCGAGGAGCACCUUUAAAUUUCUUUGAAUCUACAUAUUUUAAACCAUCUGUGGGAUGGUAUCCUUGGACUCCUGUAAUAGAUUUUUGCACUCGAGGGAUUAGUCGUGGAAUUUUACCUGACCUUCCUGAAAAUUUGAUCAAAUCACCUUAUAGAAACUUUCAUGAUGAUUUUGCAUACCUCACAGGCGUGACUAAAGAUGAAGCCGUUUCAAUGCUGUUGCAAGAUCCUGAAUUGAAAAGAAAUAACUUUAGAGUUACAAAAGAGAAACUUGAAAGAAAAAUUCGCGAAUUUGCAUCAGUGUUCAACUAUACUUUAGAUAUUCCAGCAUUGACAAAAGCUAUCCAGUUUAUGUAUACACCUAAAGAAAAAGAUGCUGAAAACGAAACGUUAUUAAGAGAAAGUUAUGUUAAUAUGAUGUCCGAUAGUUAUUUCAAAGCACCAACCGAUAAAAUGCUGAAGCUUCUUCUUCAACAACAAAUUCGAACAUAUAUGUAUGUUUUGAAUAAUUCUCUGGAUGGUCUGCGUUUUGUUCAAGGAAAUCCUAAAAAUUCCUCCUUUUGGAAAGACGUUGUUCCACAUGACUCUGAGUACUAUCUUGUCACUGGUGCGCCUUUCAUGGAUCCAAAAUUGUAUCCAAGUGACCUGAAUCUUCAUGAAGCUAGGUGGACUGAAGCAGACCGAAACCUUAGUAUGUUUUUCAUGACAGCUUGGGCAAACUUUGCCAAAUUUGGCAAUCCAACUCCAGCCAAACUUUUUGAUAGCAUUUUAUGGGAGCCUGUGGAUUUGAAACAUAUGCAGUAUUUAUUAAUAAAUACUACGAAUUACACUUCAGUGAUGAUGUCCAGCUAUCAUCAGAAGGAAAGCCAAUUUUGGAACUCUUAUUUGCCUACUUUAAUGAAACAGGAAUUUUUCCCUGCUACUUAUUGCCAGCCUUUGUAUGAAGAAUGGCAAAACCAAAAGCAUGUUUAUGAAGCAUCUUUAUGGGGAGUUUUGGCAGCUAUUGCAUUAUCAAUCAUUUUGUGUCUUCUUUGCACCUGUUUGUAUUGCAGAGCUAAAAGUAAACAUAUUGUCAGUACUGAGGAUAUACCUGAUGCUGUGUCUGUUACACCAUCAUCUAUUGAUACAUUAUUGCACAUGAAAAGGAUGGAAGCAGGAAAUAAGUACCUUGCAGAGCGUCUUCGUGGAGAACAAAAGCAUACCCAAGUUUGACUGAUUUUAUUUCAGUUUCACAUCAAUAAGGAUCACAUCUUUAGAAAAACAUUUUAUUCUUCAGUGAAGAAAUCGAUUUUCUACUGUAUCUGUGAUUAUUUAUUAAUAUGUAUGCUUUUGCAUAUUAUUAUUAAUGUUAACAUAUGCCAUUCCAAAAAUGAAAAAGGAAUGACAAAAAUAGUUAGAUAUACUAUCGUAUACGAUAGUUCUAAGUGACAAUUAUUUCUUAAUAGUUUAACUAUAUGUGCAUUGUGAUGUCCAGUAAAUUCCCAAAAAAUGACUUUAUCGAGACUGAUUCAAAACAAAUAUCGUACAAAAUGGUUUUUUAUCUAGGCUAUCUGUUUAUAUUUUUAAUCGAACAAGAGAAUGAUAGAUAGAUCUCUUGUUGAUCCGUCCUCAUUUGUAAUGACGUUUUUUGAGAAAUGGUUCUGUGAAAGAAUAAAAUUAUAAAUCAUAAAAUUUUAACUGUUAAAAACUUCUGAAUUUUUUCUAAAAGAAUUAAUAUGUUAUAAACUGUAUAGAUACGAAGAGAAAUAUAUAUUUGUGUAAAGAAUAUGUAUAGAAAUCGAAUAUUAACGGAGUUAUAUAUAUUGUGAGGUAAGAAUUUAGAAGUAGAAAUAACCUUUCAGUUUCCAUUUUAAAGACAUAUUACAAUAAUAACUUUCUUAAAGAACUUAAGUAAUUGAAAUAUACUUGCUAAAUUUCAUAAAAGGAAUUUUUCUAAAAAAACUACAAUAAUAUACCUUUUCUGAAUCAGGAAGGACUACAGAUAUGAAAUAAUAUAAUAAAGUAAUAUGAUAUAAAAAUUAUGGAAUAAUUUUGGUGAAAAGAGAUAUCUUAUUUCUGAAUUUUUACAGAAAUAAUGGUGUGUAUUGUAAAGAUAUUUUGUAAUUUUUCAUUAAACAUUGUUUAUUCUGUAAGGUAUACUGGAUCUUGUUCAAUUUUAGACGUUACUUUUUUUUUUUAACUGUGUAAUAUUGUGCUUUAAAGGAAAAUUCAAAAUUAUAUUCACCUUAAAAGUUUAUUUCUUAUUUCAUUUCGACAUUUUGAAAUCUUCUGUUGUAAUGAAUUCCAUUUCGUGAGUAAAAGCUUUAUUAGUUAUUUGGUGUAAGUGCAAGUAUUUUUUCCCUAUUUUUAAUUAGGGUAUAUAUUUUACUUCUUAAAGGAAUACUUUUCCAUUAAUAUUAUCAUUAAUUUAUUCAUUAAUAAUAUUUUUGCAUCUUCUGAGAGUUUGUGAUGGGAUAGGUGUGUUAUGUUUUGUUUAUGUCUUGCUAAUUUAAAGUUUUCAAUAUUUUGUUUAAAACAUUUUUUUAAAAUUUUCAUUAAUUGCAAAAAUUACGAAUAUUAUAAUUUGAAAAUUAUUUUAGUGCUUUUAAUAUGGUUACAGUAAUAAUUUAAUAUGGCAUGAAGAUUUAAAAUUAACCUUUAAAAAGAAAACGCGAUUUCAUACAUUCGGUAUUCUGUAAAUUUCUUAACUUAUCUAGUUUAAUGAUAAAAGCUACGCAAUUUCCUCUUAUUUACAAGCGAUCAGGAAAAUAUUUUCUUCGUUUGAAAACAGAAAAUAUUUAAGGCAAAAUUGAUUGCAUAUUUUGAUUGCCGGAUUGUCUUAGAAAUAUGUAUUUGCACCAUCAAAAGUUAAGAUGAAAACUUAUCACUUUCAACCCUACCGACGAAAUAAAAACUCCAUGAAAAGACAAAUAUCAAUUCUUCCGACUGUUGAUUUCAUUUUUUUUGUUUUUUGUUUUUUUAUACAAAAAAUAAAUGAAAAUAGUAAAGAUAUUCUUCAGAUAUAUAUUAGAAAGUUCAUCCUAUCUAAACUGGCAUAAGAGACAAAUUUUAGGCCACAGAAACCUGUAAUUGGAAGUAUCUGAAAGACGAGAUAUUUCGUCGGUAGCGUUGAAAGUGUUAAGGCAGUCUCUAUAAUAAAUUUCAAGUAAGUAAAUGCCGAGAUAAUAUAAAUUAAAUUGAGUGAUCAAAAUUUGGUGUAUUUAGUUUAAAUAAGAAAAUUAGAACAAUAGUUUUGAAUAUGAAAGAAAAUGUUUUUUUUAUUCAAUAUCAAAAUUAUAUUUAGUAAAAAAUGAAAUACUAAUAGUAAAAUUUAAAUUAUUUAUCUUAAAUAUUUUAGACUUCAUAUAGUACUUUUUCACAUUCAUCAAAAUUAUGAAUCUGAAAAGCACAGAAACUUUUGUCUGUUUAACUUCCGAAACAACUGAUCUGGAAAUAUAAAAAGUUUUGUAGUUUUUGCUGCUAGUACAACUUUUUUCAUUUUAAAAUAUUACAAUUGAAAAAAAUUCUCAUUCAAAUUUAUAUGCUUCGAGUUGUAAAUGCGUUUUUGGUUGAUAACAAGAAUGACCAUUUAUAAACUUUUUUUGGUAAGGAAUAGUAACUAGUACGAUUACAGGUCUAAUCUUGAAUGAAGCUUUUCGUGUUGAGAAGAUUCUAUUUUUAAAGAAUGAUAUCUUUCGUUGUCUGACUACUGUAAAAUAAUCUGAAAGAAAAUAAAUGCAGAAGUAUUUUCACAAAGAAUGUAUCUGGAUCUUAUUAAAGGCAAUUAUCUCGGCAAUUCUGGUUUACUAUAUUGUAUAUUAACUCUUUAAUUAGCAAAAGGAUUUUAGAUAUCCCCAAACAGCCUCACGUUGCUCCUUAGCAUCGUGCCGAGCAAUAGAGGGUUAAUUUGUAUGCGCUUAUUUAAUUUUGUAUGUAUUUCAUUUUAAUAUAAUUGUAAUACUGUCCCGGCCAUUUAGCUUGAGUAAAUUCAAUUUCGUUCUUAUUUUAAUAAUAUUUAUUAUUAGAGAAACUCUAAAUUUGACGCAAUUAUUAAUAUUUUAUUAAUAUUGAAGUAAAUGAGGGAAAUUUCUCAUUUAACUUCCUCCUUAUAUCGUCCCUGAUGCUUUGCUUAGAUUUACUAAAAGUAAGCUUUGUAAGUUCUCUCUGAAAUUUAGAGAUGUAUCUUAAAAUUUGACUGUGAAAAAAAGUAUUCUCUUUUAUGCGUAAGACCGUUAUUAUUUCAGGAUUAUUCAGGAUUAUCCUGAAGCAAACUUUCAGAUUACAGAAUUUUUUAUUUUUAGUCUGAAAAUUUCAAAAUCAUAACAAAGUAUUUUGUCAUGUUUUAAAAUUCUGAUUUACAUAAUUCUUAAGACUUAUUUAUUAAAGAAGCUUAAUAUAAAAUUUCAGGUUUAGUGUUCUUUCAUAAUUUGCAUUUUCUGUUGAAGUUCAUCUCAUUUUCAUGAAAAUCGUUGAACAUUUUGUAAAAAUAUUACAUUAGAAUAGUUCAAUAAAAUUUGUAUUUCUGUUAGUAUUUUAGAUUAAUAAAUAUAGAUGAGUCCUUUAAUUAUUUUGCAUUUACAUUCCUGUAUCUACUUUGCUUUCUUUACAUUCCAUUUUUUUAGCUAUUUUGUUUUAUAUGUUAUAUGUUUACACAUGUUUGAUUUUAGUAGUUGUGCUUUUAGAUAAUGCUUAGUUCCUUUAAUAUAUCAUUUUGAUUUGUACAAAGUAAUCGUUGAAUAUUUUAUAUGAGAAUUGUUUUGUCUUUUAAAUAUAUGCUAUGCACAGACACAGAUUUUGUAAAAUUUGUUGUUAUACAAUUUUUUAUAAUCUUAGAAUAUUUUUAUAUUUUUUCAUGCAAACUAUCAUACAUCAAGAUGAUUUCUUUAUAUAUAUAUAUAUAUAUAUAUACAGUGCAGACUUCCUCACAUUUGAUAUGGAGGAUUGAUUCUUGUUGAUUAAUGCAUCAAAUGAUAAUUGAAUCUUCAUUAUAGUCUAAAAAUAUUCUGACUCGCUUAGGUUGGUGUAUCUUUAACAUUUCACCAUUUUGAUUCUUAAUAUGUAAUAUAGAAACGUAUAAUACAAGUCAUUAAUUUUUUCCUGCAAAUUUAUUCAUUUAUUUAAAAAACCUUCUAAAUCUGUAAUAAAACAUUUAUUUUAAAGAGAUGUUAAUAAACUUAGUUUUAAAUUUCCAUGACUUAAUUUAAAACAGUUUUUGGCAUUAGGAUUGAAUUAUCAGAAUAUAUAUACUACUACAUUAAAAAGUUAUGGAAUUUAUUUCAUUACAGAAAAAUGAAUGCUAGUAAGAACCUGUUUAUUAGGCGUUUCCUUUGAGAUAACUCCUUGUGCAACUAUGUAUUUUUGCCAUUAUAUUCAUACAAAACUGUAAAUGCAGAUUACAAGUCUCCCUUUCACACCUCCGUGCCUUUGCCAUUUUACUUUGGAAAUUGAGAGGUGACGCCCCUUAAGACAUUUUUCACAUGGGGAAUUUAGAGGAAUGAGCUAGUUGCAUAAAUAUUGAAAUAUGAUGUUUUAACAUCAAGAGGGGGGGGGCUGCGAGCUUGUGCCUUAUUGUUAUAGAACACUUAUGACUUGUACGGCCUUCUGUACCACGGUAAGUUCUGUGUGCUUGCUCUACUGUUAUUUGAACUGAAUGAAACUUGUUCUGAUGAAUUCCAAGCUGGAAGUUAACGUGAGGUUUGUCCUGAUCAUAUUGCGUAGCACUUCGUCAUUGACAUCUGAUGGCUUUCCUGAUCUGGAUUCAUCUUUCGAAGAAAAAAUCACCCGUACGAAAUUUCGCAAACCAUCUUUGGCAUGUUUGAGCUGUUAUUACGUCCUCUCCCAACACGCCACACGAGUUUUUUUUAUUUGCCUCUAUUGCUUUAUUCUCUUUUUGGAACUCGCACAACAUACAAUGUCAUAAGUGCCCCUUUUUUCACUCUCGUUGACAGUUUUAGAAGUUUAAAAAAAAACUGACUAAAAUAAGAAAAAAAAAAAAAAAAAGACUAAAAUACGUGUAUGCAUCAAUUAUAUACUAAUCUAAUUGUUUAAACCGGUUUUCAGUCGGAUCAGAAUUCUUGUUAAGGAUCGGUAACGCAUAAACGCGCACGUGUUCAGAAACGACAGAACUUUCUCUUAUACCCAAUAGUAUCAAGUAUUUUUUCUAGAGGCUGCUAUGAGUUGUAGUAGGAUCUCGAGAUUUUAUAAUUAGGGUUUUGAGAUCUGGUACAAAGAUUUCUUAUGCAUGAAGAGCUUUGUGCCUUAAUCCUUCCAUGGGAUUGCGCAUCCUGAAUUUAAUGAAAAAAUUCGUGGUUUAAAAUUGUUUAUACGCUGUUCGUAUCCUUAAGAAAAUUGCAAGGUGCAUUUUAAUAAGAUUCUCAUUAGUUUCAUUAGUGGGCGCCAACAUUUCAUUUUUUUUUUUUUUUGUCAUCUGCCAAAGGAAUUAGACUUUCUGGUGAAAUAAAGAGUUAAUAGUGUUUUAAAUCUGUAUUUAUAAUGUUUUUUUUAUUGUAUAUUCAAUUUAUAAAACAUUAAAUUCAAAUAAAAAUAAAUAUUUUAUUUAUAAUGUUAAUUUUACUUAUCUUUUAUUCAAAAAGUGAUGAAAUUAGUACAUGUUGUGUAUGUAAAAGUAUAGCUUGUGUAUUGUUAUAAUAUAUUUCAAAUAAGAAAAAUUAUGAAUUUUUCCUUUCUUGCUUGAAAAUUCAUUUGGGUAAAAAUUAGUCUAUAUUGAAGCCUGUUUGAAUUUAUGAUGAUUUUAAAAAAUCCACAAAGAGAAAGUUUGUGCUGUAUAGCGAUUACAUUUCAUGAAUAUUUAUUGUAAUUGAAUUUCUAGUCCCAGUCUAUCCAUAUCAUUUAAUUUAUGCUAGAAAUUUGUGUUUUUUAUACUUAUGCAAAUAAAAUGAAAGUUAUAAAUGUUA